CACAUGGUGCAGCAGAAGAAGACGUCAGCACGCAGAGCGUCUCAGAGAGAUUAAAAGCGGAGCUCUGCGUCCUCCUCCCUCAUUCAACCUGCAGUCCCGAUCAGCAGUCACUGGUCUUCUGCUACUGAAAGGCAACACUAAAGAUGUCGGACGAAGGUAAAUUGUUCAUCGGCGGGCUGAGCUUCGAUACCACCGACGAGUCUCUGUCCGCGGCCUUCUGCAAAUACGGAGUCAUCGAAAGCGUGGCUGUGAUCAGAGACAAAGAGACGGGGAAAUCUCGCGGUUUUGGCUUUGUGAAAUACGAGAAUGCAGAAGAUGCUAAAGAUGCACUGGAUGGCAUGAACUGCAAGUCUCUAGAUGGUCGAUCUAUUCGCGUGGAUGAAGCCGGAAAGGGUUCACGUGUCAGGGGAUCUUCAAAUCCCGGCCAAAGAGCACCACGUAGUGGAUAUGGCGGACGUGGUAGAGUUGGACGAAGUUACUCCAGAGGAGGUGGAUACAACUGCGACAGGAGCUACAGCGACAGGAGCUACAAUGACAGAAGCUUUGGUACUGAGGGACGGUUUAGUGGCGGUGGAGGUAACCAGUACAGGAGUGCCGGUGGUGGUGGCGGCGGUGGUGGAUACUCGAGCUACAGAGACAAUAGGGGUCAUGGUCCAUACAGUGACCGCACUUCAUCCUAUCGAGAUACAUACGACAGCUAUGCUACACACGAGUAAACAUCUCCCUGAUUCAAGAUCAUCACUUGGCUGGCUGUAUUGCGCUCCUCAAGAAAAAUGUCCAUGUGUUAUUGCUGACCUUAGUUUUGUAGUUCUGUUGUAGUAGCUCAAGCAUCUUAAAAAAAAAAAUGUAGCCAUGAGUUUUGGUCAUUCCUUAACAAACCAUGUUACAAAUUACAGUUCAGGACUCUUACCUUGCUUCAUUGGACAUCUUUAUUCCUCAGAGGUCUAUUAGUAGGCCUACUGUAAAGUCCCACUUUGAGGACUGAACAAUUGCUCGUCACAUGGCUUUUUGUUGGACAGCCACGCUGUGGACUUUUUUUUUUUUUUUCGCACGCAAAGUGUUUCCUCAUUUUGAUUCCUUAGUUUUUUUUAUAUUGAAAUAUCCGGUGGGGCUUUCUUUUUGUUUUUUCCUUUACUUAUUGCCCCUCUCUGUGGCCGACUACCGCUUGCCAGAUUUUAAACUGAAUGAGGAAAGUGAUCCAAUUACUCUUAAACAAACGUUUGGGGGAUUUUUAAGCUAAAUUCUUUUUCACUAUUUAAAAACGAGUCUAGCUGAGGCUCCUGUAUGUUCAAUUUCCCAAAAGAGUGAAUUCCUUUCAGACUGGUGAACUACACAUCCAGAAGUGGCCGGCUGUUCAUGAAGUUGCAAAUUGCAGCAUGCUACAGUCUGUCCAAGGUAUCUUCUGUGCUCUGCUCAACAUCUGCAUUUUAAAUGUGCUGUAAAAUGGACUAAUCUUGUUUAAGUGAUCGAAAAAUGUAACUUCGUUUCCCCAAAGUAAUAUCUCAACCGGGAACAGUUUUGUACUUUAUGUUCUUUGUAUGAUCAACAUUUUUUUUUCUUUGUCAGUUUGGCUUCAUGGAGCCUAUUAAACAGACUGUGGAAAAUAAUCUUGAUUCUUUUGCCUUUAGAAACUACCGCAUGGGGGAGUUUAGCGAAAAGCUAUAGACUCAUGUAACUGUAAAUGCUGCGUGAGGAAGAGUAAAUCGCACCUGGAUUAAUUUGGCGAGAAAUUAAUUGGCAGUUUAUUCUAAAUUAUCGUUAUAAAAUGUGAUUGGCUGUAUUUUUAAAAGUCCACUUCCAAUCCACAGGCUGCCUGUCGAGAUUUCAAAAUUUAUAGAUGGUUUUUGACCCAGUGCGUCCUAACAUGUCUUGAAACCAUCAUUUAGGCGACUUAAUAGUUAAGAGAUCAAACUCCUUGUACGGUUUGAACAAACUCCCAAAAGUGGCACAUGGUAACGCAGGGAAAAUAUCAGCGUGGGUCUGGUCAUGUUAAUGCUUUAUUACGUUCAAGAGAUCAGCCACUUCAAAAACCUACAAGUCCUUGGAGAGUGAAGUGUUGCGCCUUCCAACAAGUGCUCAUCAGAGAUGAAAGCUGCUCUUGCCUAGGUCAUAUGUGGAGAAAGUAGGCCAAUGCACGUGAGGUAAAACAUCUCCUUUUGCUUUGCUCACAUCCUUCAAACUCAGUUCUCAUUGUUUCCAUGAAUACCUUUCAAGUUAGUCGUUGAUUUUAGUCCUCUGCUUCAGAUGUCGCCACAACAUGCCAUGGCCUCUUCCCCGAUUGGAAAUGUUGAUUGAGAAAAUGUUUCUAUGAAGCUCCUCUGGAUUGUAGUGCUCCACCUCCUGAGUCCACCAAAAGAAAAGCAUUGGCCUUUAAGUCAUGGGUAGUAUUGUGCUCAGUCCACUUCUGUUCACUGCACUAGUCCUCAAAUUUGCUCCUGUAAUGUCCCACCGCAGUCCUAAUUGACGUCUAAGGUGUCUAGACUGUAUUCAGUUUUUCUUUGUACCCUUACACAUAAGUGGUGAGUUACAGACUCAAAUAGGGUUGCAUGCAUUUUACUGUGGUUUUUGUCAAAUGUUAGUUGCUGGGCUUAAUCCACCUCUUAAUCUUUUUCUUUAGACUGAACUGACUGUCGGAAGCUUCAGUGGAUCUCCUCACAGCUGAAAUAUCCGGCUAUAGAUGGCACUGCCUGAUGCAGAUCCAGUUAUCUGGUCCAACGUGCAGCAGCGACGGUUAAGCUGCAAGCGGUGGCUGCAUGGGUGGAGCCUGCCAGGAUCCUGCCAACUGAAUGUUUGGGGCCAUUAAGGCUAGCUUGCCUAAACAUUUUUUUAAAUGUAAUGGCCUCUGUUCAAAGGUCAUUGAGAUGAGAACGGGGCUUGUCUUAAUGUAGAAAAGAGUCCUAAGCAAAGUGGUACAAUUUCUUUUGAUUUGUUUAAAUAAUCUCUAUCCUGCUUAUUUUUGUAUUGCAAAUUCAAAAAUAAAGUCACGGCAAUCAAA
Messenger RNA from Cottoperca gobio, 2995 nucleotides. It is a transcript of the gene cirbpa, whose product is annotated as cold inducible RNA binding protein a. The transcript is spliced from 8 exons. The record is from RefSeq and is a predicted model, not a curated record. Gene Ontology annotation, molecular function: RNA binding. NCBI's taxonomy places the organism in Eukaryota, Metazoa, Chordata, Actinopteri, Perciformes, Bovichtidae. Bases 144 to 716 code for a protein of 190 amino acids.